Cuscuta campestris is the source of this 1082-nucleotide messenger RNA. Lineage: Eukaryota; Viridiplantae; Streptophyta; Magnoliopsida; Solanales; Convolvulaceae. The record is from the annotation of a GenBank genome assembly.
AUUAAAUUUAUUCUAAAUGCUAUUAACUUCAUAGUACGGACCUGGAUUACGCCGAAAUCGAAUCGAUAGCUCGAACGGAAGACAAAUCAACGAAAUCAAACGAACGGGUCAAAUUGAGUCAAAAUGCGAAAUCGACCAAUCAAUCCGGCGUGGAGGUUAAUCUGCCGGCGAUAUCAACUCGGGGCAGCGGCUGGAUGCGGCGACGGUGACGGACGCCGGCGACAGUGGCGGAACGGCAACUCGACGGCGAUCAGCAGCGACUGGCGGCGCUGCAAUUCGUCGGCGAGGAAGGACUCGACGGCGAUGAUGGUGGCGGCGCUCGGCGUGGCGGCGCUGCAAUUCGUCGGCGAUGAGGGCGGCGGCUACUGGCGAAGGAAGCAGCGGCGUCGAAUGGCUGGGGAAGGGCGACCGGCGGCGCUGCAACUCGACGGCGGCGGACGACCGACGAAGAAAACAGCGGCGGCGAUUGGACUCGACGGCGAUGAUGGUGGUUGCCGGAACAUCUCGCACUUCUUGCGAAUCAAGCGCCUCGCGCUCAAGGACGAUAUGAACUCGGGAGCCUUGGGGAACACCUCCCCGGAGAGUGAUACGUCGCUACCGUCCUCGGCUCUCAGCCGUACGGUCCGACAACUGCAGUCAACCACUGCUCUAUGCUCGGUGAGCCAAUCCAUACCAAGGAUAAUGUCAAACUCCUUGUGUGGUAGCUCUAUCAAAUCUGCAGGGAAUUGCUUGUUAGACAAAAGUGCAACUCUAGAGGGGGGGUGAAUAGAGUUGUUUUCAAGAAUGUACGUUUUUCGUAAAAAAAUAUCGCAGGAAAAAGUAAGGAGAGUAAGGGAAAGAAGAACACCGGGAUUUAUACUGGUUCACCACCUCGUGGCUAGUCCAGUCCUCCGAGAGACUCUCUCGAAAGUCCUACUAAUCUUCAAGCUUCAACGGGUGCUUGAAAAACCGGUACAACUUGAGAACUUGAAUCACACAAGCCUCACUUUCUUACAACAACAAGACUUGAGUCACACAAGUCUUAAGAACAACACUCAAAUGAAAUUGAGUUUACAACACAAGAAUGAAAGCUCACACAAUUG